This is a messenger RNA of Colletotrichum phormii, 1761 nucleotides long. RefSeq names its product amidase signature domain-containing protein. The record is from RefSeq and is a predicted model, not a curated record. The coding region runs from base 1 to 1761 and encodes 586 amino acids. The transcript has 2 exons. NCBI's taxonomy places the organism in Eukaryota, Fungi, Ascomycota, Sordariomycetes, Glomerellales, Glomerellaceae.
AUGGCCGUUCUCAAUAUCGUCGAAGCUUCAAUUGAAGAUUUACAAAAUGCCUUGACCAACGGUUCCAUUACGAGUGUUGAGCUUGUAGCACGUUUACUCCGCCGUAUCAGCACUUACGACUGCCGGAGCCUUGCCCUGAACUCGAUUCCCAUCCUCAACAAUACCCUCUUCGAACAAGCUGCCAAGUCUGAUGACCGAAGAGCAUAUUGCGAGAAAAUCAGGCCCCUGGAAGGUAUACCUUAUACGGUCAAGGACAGCUAUAAAGUUAAGGGCAUGGUAGCCGCCGCGGGAUCUCCUGCUUUCGAACAUCUCGUUUCCAACGAAGACGCCUUUCUUGUUAAACUCAUUCAAGAUGCUGGCGGAGUACUCAUUGGGCGGACAAACAUGCCUGCAAUGGCCUGCGGCGGUAUGCAGAGGGGCAUCUGGGGAAGGGCCGAGAAUCCUUACAACCCAGACUAUUUGGCCGCAGCAUUUGCUUCGGGUUCUUCAAACGGGUCGGCCGUUUCUACAGCAGCAUCGUUCGCAGCUUUCGGGCUUGGGGGUGAAACUGUGUCAUCUGGGAGAUCGCCAGCAUCCAACAAUGCGCUCAUCGCUUACACCCCCUCGAGGACCUUUUUAUCCAAUCGCGGCAGUUGGCCGUUGUAUCCAACAUGCGACGUACCAGUACCUCAUACCAGGAGCAUGAAGGAUAUGCUGACUCUCCUGGAUGUCAUCACGGCCCUAGAUCCAGUUGCCAAAGGUGAUCUCUGGCGAGAGCAGAGCAGCGUUCAAUUGCCACAGCCUUGGAGGGACAGGCCGGCGAGCUUUCAAGACCUUGCCUCAUCUGAUUCAUUGUCUGGGCUGCGUAUUGCUGUGCCAGAGAUCUUCCUUGGUGGACCGGUGCCUGAAGGCGCGAAGCCUGUCCAUACGAGCCAGGCUGUCAUUCGAUUGUGGGAAAAAGCAAGAAAGAAUCUUGAGUCGCUUGGCGCGGAAAUUGUGAUGGUUCCCGACUUUCCGCCUUUGACAGCUUACGAAAACGACAAUCUUUUGCCGGAGGGCUGUCCCAAAAAGCCUGCGGACUGGCAUGCUACUGAGAGAGGAGCAUUGGUAGCACAUGCUUGGAACAACUUCCUCCGAGGGUUCAACGAUUCAAAGUUUCCAGAUAUCUCUGCAGUCGACACAUCGAACAUCUACCCAGACAGCAUGAGAACGGAGCCUGAACUACAACACUUCGAGAAGACGAACGCAUUACAGUACCACCGGCUAGCCGAAUACGCCAGCAAAGGGACUAUUCUUGAUGUAGAAGGUCUGGAUCAAGCACUCAAGGCGCUAGAGGCUAUGCGGAAGAUUCUUCUUGAAGACUGGCUCAGUAAACUCAACUGUGAUUGCGUUGUCUUUCCCGCCGCCGGCGAUGUCGGACCUGCGAAUGCCGACUCGGACUUUGAGGGGGCAUCCCUAGCUUGGCAGAAUGGUGUCCAUUACAGCAACGGGAACAGAGCAAUUCGACAACUCGGUAUUCCUACCGUUUCAGUUCCGAUGGGCAUGUUGGACGACAAACAUGUGCCCAUGAACCUAACCUUCGCUGGUAGAGCUUACGAUGAUGUCCGACUGCUGAAAUGGGCGAACGCUUUCGAAGACAAAACGAAACACCGGACCCCUCCACAACACACGCUAUAUCUCGAAUCUGACUUCAUUCAACUUUCCAACAACGGGAUUAACAAAGAUCCACGGCCAAAGAUCCGUGACAGUGAGCCCGCCAAUUGGGGAUUUUCCAGUAGUUGA